AUGGGCCUGUCUCCAUCAAAGCCAGCCCCAUCCCAACAAUCGCCAGAAGUCGCUGCACCUGCUACCAACUCCCGCCUGCUAUCGCUCCCAGCCGAGCUCAGACUCAAUAUCUACAGAGAACUCCUCACACCCCAAGAGAUCGUAUCUCGCCGCCAAGGACGCGAUAUCCCCGAUGUCGAGAUCAACGAGCCCGCCAUUCUGGCCGUCUGCCGUCUCUUACGACAAGAAGCAGAGCCGAUCUUCUACGACGACUUGAAGCUCGUGCUUGACUCUACCAACCUAUUCGACCCUCCCAGAGAUAUUAUGCGUAGUCUGGACUUGAUCGGCGAGGCUCAACUCCAGCAGAUACGACGUAUCGACAUUCCAUUUGGCGGUAAGAUAUUUAUCUCGAUUUGUUUUGGCAAUAAGGUCCAGCAAGAAGACAUGUCCAUCCACAGAGGCACGGCCAAAGGUGCAGCCUUCCACAUCCUCGUCACCUCAUCCCACGCCGAGUGUAACAACGAAGUCUGCACUGCCAUGGCGGAGUGCGUUCGAGACUUCCUCCUCUGUCUUAUCGUCCACCGUGCUAGGAUCAAGAUCUGUGGAAGCAUUGGCCCAUGUCGGGCUGUUCGCAUGAAGGCAUCGGCUAUUGAGAAACAGACAAAGGCGAAGGGGGAGAAGUUGGAGUUUUUGAAGCGGAGCGAGAUUCAGGAGCUCUUGUCGCAUUUGAAGUUUUAUGGGAAGCAUUUGUUGAGGGAAGCUCGAUUGUUGGAGUUGUGA
Molecule: messenger RNA, 759 nt
Organism: Fulvia fulva
Lineage: Eukaryota; Fungi; Ascomycota; Dothideomycetes; Mycosphaerellales; Mycosphaerellaceae
Exons: 1
Coding region: 1-759 (252 amino acids)
Source: RefSeq, a predicted model, not a curated record